AUGAAGUUCCUCUCGACCGCCCUCUGCUUGGCCUCAUCUGUGCUGGCUCUUCCCAGCAUUGGCAAGGCCGACGCGGCACUUGUUCCGCGGCAGUCGGCCAUCCAGAUCACCGAUCAGUACCUUUUCGACCUCACUCUUCCUGCCUUCACAGCCAAGCGUAACGCCCGCGAUCCCCCGUCCCUGAUCUGGGACUCGGACGGCUGCAGCUCCUCUCCGGACAACCCGUUCGGCUUCCCCUUUGUUCCCGCUUGCCACCGCCAUGACUUCGGAUAUCGCAACUACAAGGCCCAGAACCGGUUCACGGAUGCCGGCAAGCUGAGCAUCGACGACAACUUCAAGAGCGACGCGAAGACCGCGUGCCGGGCCCUAGCCGAUGUCUACUAUGCUGCGGUGAGGGCGUUCGGUGGCAGUACCCAAGACAAGCGCGAUGACGACCUCGUCAAGAUCUACGAGGAGAAGGUGGCUAUCUAUAACAAGGCCGUCGAGGAGGCUCAGGCCAAGGGCGAACUUUGGACUCUCGACUAA
Messenger RNA from Thermothelomyces thermophilus ATCC 42464, 525 nucleotides. Its product is annotated as secretory phospholipase A2. The record is from RefSeq and is a predicted model, not a curated record. The transcript has 2 exons. Bases 1 to 525 code for a protein of 174 amino acids. NCBI's taxonomy places the organism in Eukaryota, Fungi, Ascomycota, Sordariomycetes, Sordariales, Chaetomiaceae. Gene Ontology annotation, molecular function: A2-type glycerophospholipase activity. Gene Ontology annotation, biological process: phospholipid metabolic process; arachidonate secretion.